Messenger RNA from Scomber japonicus (chub mackerel), 1059 nucleotides. RefSeq names its product hyaluronan and proteoglycan link protein 1-like. The record is from RefSeq and is a predicted model, not a curated record. Gene Ontology annotation, biological process: cell adhesion. The transcript has 5 exons. NCBI's taxonomy places the organism in Eukaryota, Metazoa, Chordata, Actinopteri, Scombriformes, Scombridae. Gene Ontology annotation, molecular function: hyaluronic acid binding. The coding region runs from base 1 to 1059 and encodes 352 amino acids.
AUGAUUCCUGUGCUGAUCUGUGCUUUGAUCUCGCUCGGUGUAGCAGACAACUUAGACUCCUUGUAUCCUGAGCUGGAGCACUCCAGAACCAUCUAUGUCGUCGAGAACGGCCCUCGACUCUCAGUGAUGGCAGAACAAUCGAAGGUGGUGUCGAGGCGAGGAGGGAACGCCACCUUACCGUGCAAGAUUCAAAGGGACCAAACGCUGGCACCCAAUCGUAAGAUGAGGAUCAAGUGGACCAAGCUGACCUCAGACUACCUGAAAGAGGUGGACGUUUUUGUCGCCAUGGAUUUCCACAAAAGGAGUUACGGCAGUUUUCACGGACGAGUCCACCUACAAGGAUCCUCUCCGAUGGACGCGUCUCUGGUCAUCACAGAUAUCACCCUGGAGGAUUAUGGGAAAUAUAAAUGUGAAGUCAUCGACGGGCUGGAAGACGGAACGACGGUGGUGGCACUUGACCUGGAAGGUGUUCUCUUCCCAUACUUCCCACGUCUGGGUCGCUACAACCUCAAUUUCUACGACGCGGAGCGGGCGUGUCGUUCCCAGGACGCCAUCGUAGCGUCCUUCGACCAGCUGUAUGACGCCUGGCGAGGAGGAUUGGACUGGUGCAAUGCCGGCUGGCUGAAUGACGGCUCGGUCCAGUAUCCCAUCACCACCCCCAGAGAACCCUGCGGAGGCAAGAACACGGUGCCGGGCAUCCGAAACUACGGCGUGAGAGACAAAGACAAGAACCAGUACGACGUGUUCUGCUUCACCUCACACUACAAAGGUCGGUUCUACUACCUGAUCCACCCCUCCAAGCUGACCUACGACGAGGCGGUCAGUGCUUGUCAAAAAGACGGCGCUCAGAUCGCUAAGGUUGGCCAGAUGUACGCCGCCUGGAAGCUACUGGGCUUCGACCGCUGCGACGCCGGCUGGUUGGCCGACGGCAGCGUCCGUUAUCCCAUCGCCAACCCGCGCCGACGCUGCAGUCCCACAGAAGCCGCCGUGAGGUUCAGCGGCUUCCCCGACAAAAAGCACAAGCUGUACGGAGUUUACUGCUUCAAGGGCAACAACUGA